This is a messenger RNA of Cooperia oncophora, 750 nucleotides long. NCBI's taxonomy places the organism in Eukaryota, Metazoa, Nematoda, Chromadorea, Rhabditida, Trichostrongylidae. The record is from the annotation of a GenBank genome assembly.
UGCUUCGCCGCAACUUCUCGCUUUGCUAAAGUACAUUUUCAGGCUGACAAAGUCCGUUCAAGUGGAUCAUGUGACAAGUCGAGAAAGGUUGUGAAUGUUCUGCAUCGUUGGGCUGGUCAAGUUGGCGCCUUGGAUGUUGGAUAUCAGGCAGGCACAGCAGCAAUUCGCAAGAAACCAAUUAAGUUCCUGUAUUUGUUGGGAGCCGAUGAGGGCAAGGUCACUCGGCAGAAUCUCGAUCCUUCCGCUUUCGUCGUGUACCAAGGUCAUCAUGGAGACGCCGGAGCUGAGAUGGCCGAUGUCAUUCUACCAGGAGCUGCUUACACAGAAAAGGAAGGAAUAUUUGUUAACACAGAAGGGCGGGCUCAAAGAACAUUACCGGCUGUCACUCCACCAGGAGAAGCUCGCGUCGAUUGGAAAAUUAUCAGAGCCAUCUCGGAAGUUGCUGGAAAAACGUUGCCCUAUGAUGACCUUAAGCAGUUACGCCACAGAAUAUCUGAGAUAGCGCCUCAUCUUCUACGACUAGGCGAUAUCGAGCAGUCUGGUUAUCUCAAACAAGGUCUUCAAUUAGCCAAUACAACGACGGGCCCCGUUGAUGUGGAUGUGACACCAAAGCAGAAAGUACUGGCAGAUUUUUACAUUACUAAUGUGAUUUCUCGCAAUUCAACAUCGAUGGCACAAGCUAAAAAGGCUGCCCUCAAGGAUCAGGAAAACCCGUACGUAGAAACUCAACGGCUCCAUUUGCAUGCGUAG